AUGGAGAAGCUGGACAUGAACACUUCACAGGAACAAGGUCUAUGUCAGUUCUCAGAGAAGUACAAGCAAGUCUACCUCUCCAUAACCUACAGCAUCAUAUUUAUCCUAGGGCUGCCCCUCAAUGGCACUGUCUUGUGGCUCUCUUGGUGCCAAACCAAGCGCUGGAGCUGUGCCACCAUCUAUCUGGUGAACCUGAUGGUGGCCGACCUGCUUUACGUGCUGACAUUGCCCUUCCUCAUCAUCACCUACUCACUAGAUGACAGGUGGCCCUUUGGAGAUCUGCUGUGCAAGCUGGUGCGCUUCCUGUUCUACACCAACCUUUACGGCAGCAUCCUGUUGCUGACCUGCAUCUCUGUGCACCGCUUCCUAGGUGUGUGCCACCCGCUGCGUUCCCUGCCCUACCGGACCCGCAGGCAUGCCUGGCUGGGCACCGGUGCCACCUGGGCCCUGGUGGUCCUCCAGCUGCUGCCCACACUGGCCUUCUCCCACACCGAUUACAUCAAUGGCCAGAUGAUCUGCUAUGACACAACCAACCCAGAGAAUUUUGAUCGGUUUUUUGCCUACAGCAUAGCUCUGACGUUGUCUGGCUUUGUCUUUCCCUCCUUGGUCAUUUUGGUGUGCUAUUCACUGAUGGUCAGGAGCUUGACCAAGCCAGAGGAGAACCUCAUGAGGACAGGCAGCACAGCCCGAGCCAAGUCCAUCCGGACCAUCCUACUGGUGUGCGGCCUCUUCGCCCUCUGUUUUGUGCCCUUCCACAUCACUCGCUCCUUCUACCUCAUCAUCCGCUUUCUGCUUUCUCAGGACUGUGAGCUCUUGAUGGCAGCCAGUGUGGCCUACAAGAUAUGGAGACCUCUGGUGAGUGUGAGCAGCUGCCUCAACCCAGUCCUGUACUUUCUUUUGGGGGACAACAAUAGAGUCAGGCUCCUCCAGAAACUGAGGCAGAACAAGGUGGGCAAGCAUCCAGCUGGGAGGAAGCAAGAGAUGCCCAGGGAUGCAAGGAUCUGGGUCCUGCUGAGGUGA
Callithrix jacchus (white-tufted-ear marmoset) is the source of this 1020-nucleotide messenger RNA. RefSeq names its product P2Y purinoceptor 3-like. Lineage: Eukaryota; Metazoa; Chordata; Mammalia; Primates; Cebidae. The record is from RefSeq and is a predicted model, not a curated record. Gene Ontology annotation, biological process: G protein-coupled receptor signaling pathway. Gene Ontology annotation, molecular function: G protein-coupled receptor activity. Gene Ontology annotation, cellular component: plasma membrane.